CUGUUAUUUUCAUUUCCUCAUUGGUAGAAGAGGAUUAAUACAGAAGAAAGUCAGACACAACACAUUGAACCUCUGUCACCAUGGGGAACUGGGCUGUGAAUGAGGGGCUCUCCAUUUUUGUCAUUCUGGUAUGGCUGGGAAUGAACGUCUUCCUCUUUGUCUGGUACUACCGGGUUUAUGAUAUUCCAGAUAAAUUCUUUUACACUCGAAAACUUCUUGGGUGCUGCUCAACAAGAGUUCGAAGACAACUGGACAGGAACCUCACCUUUCAUAAAAUGGUGGCAUGGAUGAUUGCACUUCACACUGCAAUUCACACCAUUGCACAUCUAUUUAAUGUGGAGUGGUGUGUGAAUGCCCGAGUUGGAAAUUCUGAUUCUUAUUCAGUAGCACUCUCUAAACUUGGAGACAGGAAGAAUGAAAGUUAUCUCAAUUUUGUUCGAGAUAAAAUCAAGAACCCUGAAGGAGGCCUGUAUGUGGCUGUGACUCGGUUGGCAGGCAUCACUGGAGUUGUCAUCACAUUGUGCCUCAUAUUAAUUAUCACCUCCUCUACCAAAACAAUCCGGAGGUCUUACUUUGAAGUGUUUUGGUACACACACCAUCUCUUUGUGAUCUUCUUCAUUGGUCUUGCCAUCCAUGGAGCUGAACGAAUUGUACGUGGGCAGACCAUGGAGAGUUUGAAAGAGCACAGUGUAAAAUUUUGUAAGGAAAAAAUCACAGAAUGGGGAAAAAUAAAGGAAUGCCCAAUUCCGCAGUUUUCUGGGAACCCUCCUAUGACUUGGAAAUGGAUAGUAGGCCCCAUGUUCCUGUAUCUCUGUGAGAGGUUGGUCCGGUUUUGGCGAUCUCAACAAAAGGUGGUCAUCACCAAGGUGGUCACUCACCCUUUCAAAACUAUCGAGCUACAGAUGAAGAAGAAGGGCUUCAAGAUGGAGGUGGGACAAUAUAUUUUUGUCAAGUGCCCCACGGUGUCCAAGCUGGAGUGGCAUCCUUUCACACUGACCUCUGCCCCUGAGGAAGACUUCUUUAGCAUCCAUAUCCGCAUCGUUGGGGACUGGACAGAGGGGCUGUUCAAUGCUUGUGGCUGUGAUAAGCAGGAGUUUCAAGAUGCCUGGAAACUACCUAAGAUAGCGGUUGAUGGGCCCUUUGGCACAGCCAGUGAAGAUGUGUUCAGCUAUGAGGUGGUGAUGUUAGUGGGAGCGGGGAUUGGAGUCACGCCCUUUGCAUCCAUUCUCAAGUCAGUCUGGUACAAGUAUUGCAAUAAUGCCACCAAUCUGAGGCUCAGAAAGAUCUACUUCUACUGGCUGUGCCGGGACACACAUGCCUUUGAGUGGUUUGCAGACCUGCUGCAACUGCUGGAGACCCAGAUGCAAGAGAGGAACAAUGCAGAUUUCCUCAGUUACAACAUCUAUCUCACUGGCUGGGAUGAAUCUCAGGCCAAUCACUUUGCUGUGCACCAUGAUGAGGAGAAAGAUGUGAUCACAGGCCUGAAACAAAAGACUUUGUAUGGCCGGCCCAACUGGGAUAAUGAGUUCAAGACAAUUGCGAGUCAACACCCUAAUACCAGAAUAGGAGUUUUCCUCUGUGGACCUGAAGCCUUGGCUGAAACCCUCAGUAAACAGUGCAUCUCUAACUCUGAGUCUGGCCCUCGUGGAGUACACUUCAUUUUCAACAAGGAAAACUUCUAAAUUGUCUCUUCCAUGAGAAAAUAAAUGUGUGUUAUGUUGCCAAA
This is a messenger RNA of Propithecus coquereli (Coquerel's sifaka), 1726 nucleotides long. RefSeq names its product cytochrome b-245 heavy chain (gene CYBB). The transcript is spliced from 12 exons. NCBI's taxonomy places the organism in Eukaryota, Metazoa, Chordata, Mammalia, Primates, Indriidae. Gene Ontology annotation, molecular function: superoxide-generating NAD(P)H oxidase activity. Gene Ontology annotation, biological process: superoxide anion generation; defense response. The record is from RefSeq and is a predicted model, not a curated record. Gene Ontology annotation, cellular component: NADPH oxidase complex; plasma membrane. Bases 81 to 1682 code for a protein of 533 amino acids.